Messenger RNA from Penicilliopsis zonata CBS 506.65, 1489 nucleotides. RefSeq lists its product as hypothetical. Gene Ontology annotation, molecular function: hydrolase activity, acting on carbon-nitrogen (but not peptide) bonds. Bases 1 to 1215 code for a protein of 404 amino acids. Gene Ontology annotation, biological process: carbohydrate metabolic process. The transcript is spliced from 4 exons. The record is from RefSeq and is a predicted model, not a curated record. Lineage: Eukaryota; Fungi; Ascomycota; Eurotiomycetes; Eurotiales; Aspergillaceae.
AUGGGUUCCUCCAUAUUCUUAUACUUCCUAUCUAUUUCUCUCUCCCAUAUUGCCAAUGCUGCCCCAUUUGCAUCCCCUACCUCCAUCAAGCCUUUUGUAAUCGACACGUUCAAAGACUCGAAACGCAAUGAUCUCGGAUACUGGCAUGGCGCUGGUGAAGACCUACCAGUCGAAUAUGGCGAUAGUUCCAUCCGCCUCAUUGCCUCAGACCCUGACCAGAACUUCCAUACCCAGAUCACACCAUCAGAGAAAUGUUUUGACCUCUCACCGUACCGCGAUCAGAGAAUGUUUCUCCGAGUAGAAUUCUCUGGGACCCCCAGAUUCGGAAUCUCGCUCAACCAACAAAACGCGAACUGUGAUCCGACAAGGAUGCCGCAUCCUGAGACAUGGGAUACAGUUGAGGCCGAGAGGUACAUUGCAUAUGUACCACUUUCACACUUCAAGAUCGACCAGUCAAAGGUCCUCUCAGUGUCAUUUAGUGGUAUCUAUAGACGAGAGAACCUCACGCUGUACAACGUUGAGAUCGUCGAUGGCCCUCCCAGAGGGUUUCAUGUUCCAGAGAAACUGGCAAGUGGACGGAUGGUGUUGAGGUGCUCACGGCCCAACUCUUUCGCUUUUGGAAUUGAUGAUGGCCAGCCGAAGUAUGCGCAGGAGGUCAUGGAUAUCUUGGCAGAUGAAGGUAUCAAGGUCACUUUCUUCGCGGUCAGCACAGGUCUUCGAGACCCAAGUACCAACUUCACGCAGGUGUAUCGGGAGAUGGCGAAGAAGGGACAUCAGAUUGCCCUUCACUCGUACAGUCAUCCAAAGAUGGAAGGGUUAGCUGAACUCAGCGACAUUGACGACGAGCUCAAAAAGAGCAUCCGGACUCUGAACGAGACCCUUGGUUUAAAGUCACGGUACUUUCGCCCCCCUUUUGGGACAGUUGGCGCCAGAACACGCCAGCGACUGGGUGCGUUGAUCACAGACCCGUACAUUGUGAACUGGAGCGUGGAUAUCGAGGACUGGAUCUGGACAGGGACAGAUACUCCCGAGAAGCAGCUCGAAGCUUUUAAGCGUGAUGUCAAGAAAGGAGGCAAUCUUGCAGUGAUGCAUUACCUACAUCCGACCACUGUUUCGUACAUGCGAGAGGCGAUUCAGUUUGUCAAGGCGCAGGGCCUAGAUAUCAUGCGCGUAGAUCAGUGUCUUGAGGACCCAGAAAGCCCUUCAUUGUAUUAGGAGAAGUCUGUCACUAUAAAUACAACUUUGUUCUGCGCCGAUGAAGCCCCCAAUCCAAAAAGAAGAGAGAGAAAAAAAAAAAAGAGAAAUAGCAAGACCAAGAUCAGUUCAAAACGCUUGACCCUGGCAGAGUUGUAUUCCAAGAUUCGCAGUAGAUCGACCACCGCAACGCCAUGCGCCAUCUAUAAAUGCCAAUGAGAAUAGGAGUGAGUUUUCUUUUCGAAAUAUAUCUAAUGCCCAAAAUCCGGCUCCGGGCAGAUUCCCGCCAUCUCGA